AUAAAACAAAUGAAAAUGAAUUUGCAUUUGAUUUUCAUAAUAAUUAAGUUAUUAAUCAUUUGUAACCAAAUGAUUGUCUCCAAUGGCAUACCUAUUGAUCAUAAAGUCAUUGCAAACAAUCAUAACAUCAAAACACAGUUUGAAUUUAUUUUGAAACAACAGAUCAAUGAAUUGAAGACUUUAUUACAACACAAAACAUCCAAAUUUGAUGAAUUCUUUCGUGAAUUAUUGAAGACCUCAAAGCGAGACUUUCAUCAAAUGUUUUUACAAACCUAUGGUUUACUAUAUGAGAAGCAUUCGUCAAUAUUUACUGAUAUGUUUCAAGAUCUUGAAGACUAUUACAAUAAUGGAGGUCUGGAUUUAAGCGAAGCACUCGAUCUCUUCUUCCAUCGGUUGUACCAAAAGAUGUUUCAGGUGUUGAACAGUCAGUAUAAGUUUGACGAUAAGUACUUGAAUUGUGUGAGUAAACACAUGGAUGAGCUCAAACCCUUCGGAGAUGUGCCCAAAAAGCUAAACCAAGAAAUAAAGCGAUCAUUUAUAGCCACCCGAACCUUCGUUCAGGCGCUUAAUAACGGCAAAGACGUUAUCAAAAACAUACUCGAAAUCCAAACGUCUGCCGAAUGUAGUAAUGCCUUAAUGAAGAUGUCGUAUUGUCCGCACUGCCAGACAUCUAACGAACUGAAGCCGUGCGCUAACUAUUGCCUUAAUGUUGUCAACACAUGUCUAGCAUUUCAUACAGAACUGGACAAAGAGUGGAACAAUUAUAUCGACGCUCUUCUACUUUUAGCCUCACGUUUAGAGACCUCUUUCAACAUUGAGUCAGUUGUUGAUCCAAUCGAUAUCAAGAUAUCUGACGCUAUUAUGAACUUCCAGGAAAACGGCGGCGUUGUCUCUAAUAAGUUAUUUGAAUCGUGUGGCAAACCUCAUAUCGAUGCACCAAAACGUGAGACAAGAGACGCUAACUUUAAUGAGUCAAACAAAUUAGCUCAACCACAGCCUUAUGUGGCUAAUCCUACCUCAGCCACCAUAUCGGGCUUAGAUCAGCUCAUAGAUGACAUCAAAAAGAAAAUUAAGAAAACCAAAAGUUUUUGGACACGUCUUCCUCAAAGUGUUUGUGCCGAUAAACAAAUGUCUUUACUCGUAGCUAACGAUGAUAUGACUUGUUUUAAUGGCUCAGAUAAUGUACAUUAUGAAAUGGACAAUAAGCCGGAAAGCCAUCAAACAAGUGAUUUAAAUAUAGAGACGACUCGUCACAACGCUAUCAUAAAUCAACAAAACUUGACUCUUAAGCUAAUCACCAAUAAAUUAAAUUUAGCUUAUAAUGGACAGGAUGUAGAGCUUGUUGACACUGCUGACUCUGAUAUGGAACCGGAUGGUUCAGGUAGUGGAUCCGGUAGUGGUUAUGGAGCCGAGGAUAAUGAUUAUAGAGAUCCCGGUUCUAACAAUGUAGUCACUGAUGAUAUAUACUUUAAUCCAUCGACACCGAGAACGCCUCACCUGAUUGAUGGCGAAACCAAUGACUUUAAGUCAAGAAAUAAUUGGUCGAAGUCUCCAAAGCCUAACCAUCCUUUCAUGUCUAAAGACUCAUCAUUUAAGUCAAGUCUUUCGAUUUCAUUAGUUAUGUGGACAUUAUUUAUCAAUAUUUGUGUUUUAUAUUCAACUGAUAGACUGUGAUUACUAAUUAACAUUUAAAAAAUAAUUUUAAUUAUUUUUUAAGAUUAAUUAAUGCUUCAUAUUUUAUAUUUAUUUCAUAAAUUUUAUAACGUCAAAAUGACAGCUAAAUUAACUUUUAAAUAUUGUAAUUAUAAAUACAAUAUAUUCUGUGUGUUUGCUUACAAUGUGUGACAAAAAUGGAUUUUAAUUAAUUAACUAACAAUAAGAUUCACAUCAUUUCGCUGACGGCAUUAAAACAGUGGUGUUUUUAUGUGUUGUUUAUAUGUUUAUGUCUAUUGAUGACUGUCCUUAUGAUGAUAUGUGAUGUGUCCACUGAUAUAUGGAUGAGAAAAAGACGACUUUUUUCUAAAACUUUUUAUUUUAAAAUGUAAAAUGUUUUUGGAAAACAAGUUUUUAUGAAAUGUGAUAAAAGAUAGACUAAUAUUAUGAAUAAAUUCUUUGGCAUUUACGUCAACAUUACUUUUAAACGAUUACUAAAUUGAUAUAAAAUUAAAAAAAGUGUGCGUUUAUAAUAG
Messenger RNA from Oppia nitens, 2189 nucleotides. Its product is annotated as glypican-6-like. Gene Ontology annotation, cellular component: cell surface; plasma membrane; extracellular region. The transcript has 6 exons. Gene Ontology annotation, biological process: regulation of signal transduction; cell migration; regulation of protein localization to membrane. NCBI's taxonomy places the organism in Eukaryota, Metazoa, Arthropoda, Arachnida, Sarcoptiformes, Oppiidae. The record is from RefSeq and is a predicted model, not a curated record. Bases 10 to 1674 code for a protein of 554 amino acids.